AUGGAAGUGAACUCCAACAACAGUGAGUAUAUCUACACAGGAGUCUGGACGGAUUGGUCGCAUGGUCGUAUCCAUGGAGCAACCAUCACCCUCAGCGCCCAAAACGCCGGGUUUUUGACGGCUUUCCUCGCCUUGUUCGUGAGCGUCUCGGCCGGCCAUCUGUGGCGGAUCAUCAGUUUCGUCGUGCAUCAGUUUCACUCCUCUCAGAAACCCAGAGAUGCGCUCCAUCACCAGCAGCAAGUCAUCUUCAAGAACACCACUUCGCCCGCCGCGCUUAUAUGGGAGUUUACCCUUCUCUCAUGGGCAUGGCGUCGGAAGGCCCAGCACCCUCUUCUUCGCAAUCUCCUUUUCAUCGUACUGGCCAUCAUCUGGCUAGCUCUCACUGGUAGCGCCGCCAUUCUCUCUGCGAGAAUCACCAAGCCCGCGGGCUCGCAUUGCCUGAUCAUGAGCCCUCAUUGCGGACUCUAUUUGGCCGGCGGCGCAGCAUUCAACGCUAGUGACCCCUAUCAGCUAGACGUAUUUGACACGACCCAGUUACUAGAGACUAACACCGCGACUUCCUACGCAAGGGCCUGCUACGUGCCUGAUGCAGAAAGACUCCCACAGUGCAACAUCUACGCGCAGACUCGCCUCGCUUUACAUACUACCACCAACGCCUCCUGUCCAUUCCAGAGUGGCAUGUGUCUGGAAGGAGACAGCGCGGCAUUUACGAUGGAUACCGGUCUUCUCGAUACUCGAGAACACCUGGGCAUUAAUGCACCGGACGACGAUCGAUUAUUCUUCCGCAAAUCCGCGAGUUGUGCUCCCCUGACCAGCGCCGGAUAUAUUACUAUUCAUAAUGACACAAACCCGUUGCCCAACUUCCCGUACUCCGACUACUUGGUGGCUGCAUAUCAUUAUGGACCGGCAUUCAACGGUAACGGGACCCAGAACUAUACAUAUUACUAUGAUGCCGUAACGGUGCGCGCCCGGCUGGGGUAUAAAGUCCAAGCUCUAUGGGCAACCGCAGGAGCACCAGAAACCUCCCAGCUCUGGAAGCCUCGCGAAGAGCUCAACCGCACAGAUGCCGACGUUUCCAUCUUUUUCCUCAAUGCCAACAGCGUUAUGUACGAGUAUCCCACCGAUGACCCGAUUUUUAGCGCCCACGUGUCGGCGCUCAGCCAGCUCAUCACGUUGGGGAUGAACACCUCCAUCGCCGAAUUUGACGACUGGUACACAGCGGACACCCCCACGACCAUGCUCGGCUGCAUCGACCAGUUCCAGAUCUGCAAUGCGCGGACAGAGGUCUGCUCCGCUCUGCAGGGUAUCCAAGCAUGGGCUAGCAUGGACGGAGCGCUGGCCUUCGUUGACACCUACGACCUCAGCCCGCUACAGGCCGACACAUUGGCGAUGCUCAUGAACUACCUGGUGCUGAACAAUAUGUACUACAGUAUCUACGGGCGGUCGUCGUACGCAUUGCGCGCCCAGGAGACGCUGUCUGGCUUGAACCAGGCCGCGCAGCUGCCGAGCAACCAGUGGCAGAUUGAGGUGCAAUCGUGGUUCGAGACCAACCUGGCCAAGCUACAGGAGCGCAGCGUGCAGUUUGCCACCGGGCCUCGCGGCUCCCGUGAGGGAAAGAAGCGACUGGCGCUGACGGAUCGGACGCCCCUGUGCAAGGCGCAGAAGGUGCGCUGCCCCGCAGGGACGACUUCUUUCUCUGUAUUGGGCGUGUCAUGUCUUCUUGCAGUUGGCGGCUUUAUUGUUCUCUCCAACCUGGCGCUCGACUCUAUCAUGGCACGGGUUGUCCCCAAGUGGUUCCCAGGUAGCGCAUACCGGCGCCUGAACUGGGCGCUGGACGACAAGCUGCAGCUCCAGCGCAAGGCCUUUGAAGGGGCUCGAAUCGGCCAUUGGCAUGGGCAAACUGCAGCUGUGCCGGUCACAGAUAAGGGGGAGAUGUUCCACGCGUGGGCCAAUGAUGAAGAUCCUGCUGCAAAGAGGGAUAAUCUCGAUACAUUGGACGACCGCGCUACACUUGAAUGA
Aspergillus fischeri NRRL 181 is the source of this 2019-nucleotide messenger RNA. RefSeq lists its product as uncharacterized. NCBI's taxonomy places the organism in Eukaryota, Fungi, Ascomycota, Eurotiomycetes, Eurotiales, Aspergillaceae. The record is from RefSeq and is a predicted model, not a curated record. The coding region runs from base 1 to 2019 and encodes 672 amino acids. The transcript is spliced from 2 exons.